AACGCCAGUUCGAGAGUCACUGCCAGUCUCGCCUUAUCUCUUGCGAAGAAGUUACGAAGACGUUAUAAUAUUUCCAAAGCUGUACGAAAAAUUGAUAGUUUUUAAUUGUUUCUGGUAAUCAUUCCAUUAACAAGUUUCAUGCAAGGUAACCCUGAAGCAAGGGUUUAUAAAUUAUGGUUCAGCAAUCCACCGCAAUACAAGAGCAGUCCAGAGAUUCAAUUCCGUCAAACUCAUAAUGUGGCCGUAAAAUCGCCGAUGAGACAACAAAUCGCACCGACCAUAAGGGGUGAUACGAACUCGACACUAGCUGAGCUGCAGGCGAUGGGCUUUAAUUGGGUCUUUGGCGUGUUACUGCACUUUUCGAAUGAAGAACAGCCCAAACAGAGUGGACCGACCAAACAUGAUAUAAGUUACGUGUUAGGGGAUUAUAAAUCCGCCGCAGUACGAUUACGUACAACCGAAGGUCAGGUAUCAACGAGAACGUGUAUCAGUUUAAAGUUCCACCACCUAGUAUUUGCAAAUCCUCUCAGUUAACUGAGCAGUCCAGAAAUUCAAUUCCGUCAAACUCAUGAUGUGGCCGCAAAGUCACCGAUGAGACAACAAAUCGCACCGACCAUAAGGGGUGAUAUGAACUUGAUACUAGCUAAGCUGCAGGCGAUGGGCUUUAAUUAGGACUUUGGCGUGUUACUGCAUUUUUCAAGUGAAGAACAGCCCAAACAGAAUGGACCGACCAAACAUGUAAGUUACGUGUUAGGGGAUUAUAAUCCGCCGCAAUACGAUUACGUACAACCGAAGGUCAGGUAUCAACGAGAACGUGUACUAGUUUAAAGUUCCACCACCUAGUAUUUGCAAAUCCUCUCAGUUAACUAAGAAGAAAAAUGAUAAAUUUAAUUUUAAUGGCAAAUUUAAAAUGAAGUAGUAUCUACUUUACUUGCGUUGCAGUCUAAUAUUCCAUCACGCAAUUAAUUAGAAAUUUAGAGGUAAGCAUAUUUAUCCAACAGUUACAAAUCGUUCGUCCGUCAUCCCACAACGUUUGUCGUAAUAACAACCAAAGAAUUGGCCGUUACGCUUGUAAGUUGUGUUGUUAAUUUUGCUAUAAUUAGACAUUAAGUGAAUGAGUAACCCCAACUGUCUGUUUAAAUGUAAUGUACAUGGCACAUUAUCACUUCAUAUAUUGCCAAUUAAUAGAUUCAUAUUUAACAAAUUAUUUUUAAAAACUCUCUUAGAUUAUAAGCUAUAUGAUGGAGAGACCGAAUUAAGAAAAGUUAUUUCCAUAUUGCAAACCUUUGAAGUCAUACUUUACAUUACUAAUGACGCAAAUAAAAACUAUCAAUUUAUUAGACGGAUGUCGUUGAAAAAGGAGUAUUUGUCCAUGUCACGAUUAUGUAUAAUUGUAUGUAAUAAAAAGAUCGAUUCGAAAA
This is a messenger RNA of Solenopsis invicta (red fire ant), 1421 nucleotides long. RefSeq lists its product as uncharacterized. The coding region runs from base 139 to 534 and encodes 131 amino acids. The transcript has 3 exons. The record is from RefSeq and is a predicted model, not a curated record. NCBI's taxonomy places the organism in Eukaryota, Metazoa, Arthropoda, Insecta, Hymenoptera, Formicidae.